This is a messenger RNA of Drosophila serrata, 1405 nucleotides long. RefSeq lists its product as uncharacterized. Lineage: Eukaryota; Metazoa; Arthropoda; Insecta; Diptera; Drosophilidae. The record is from RefSeq and is a predicted model, not a curated record.
AACAGAAUAUUGAGAUGGCCACUGCCCUGGAAUUGAGCAGCAACGAGAUUCGCGGCCUUUGCCAGCGUUAUCUUCACCAGGAUGUGCCAGAGUCGAAUCCAGGAUUCGAUAUCAUUAGCUAUCAGCUGAAACCCACCUCGGAUGCACCGGCUGGUUAUCUGGGAAGUCACUUCUACCUGCAGGUCACCCUGAAGCUGCACAACUCGGACGAGGAGCCCCGCCAGCUGACCUUCUUCUCCAAGUCUGCACCCGAGGGCAAUGAGGCGCGAAUGGAGUAUUUAGAGGACUUUGGAGUCUUCCAAAAGGAGAUUGCUGUCUACCAGAAUGUCCUGCCUGAACUUCACAAAGCCUGUGCCGAGGUGGCCCCGAAGUGUUACUAUGCAGACAAGAAUCUCCUCGUUUUUGAGAACCUCGCUGAUCAAGGAUAUCGCAUGGGUGCAAGUCGUGAUGGUUUAUUGUCAUACGAAGAGCUCCAUUGUUGCCUAAAGACCUUGGCUGCCUUGCAUGCUGGUUCCAUCAUCCAGGAGCAGAAAUCGGGUAAAAAACUUCCUGAAACCCAGCCGAAAUCAGUGGUGGAGAAUGCCUAUCCCAGUAAUGUGGGUCCCAAACAUCUGCGUUGGGUAAACUUCCAGAAUGCCUGCCUGGUGCUCAAGGAGUUCAUUAAACUGAUGCCUAAAUAUCAAGACAAGUUGGAUUAUAUCUUGGAGAAUUUCAUUCAGAGGAUGUCCUUUAUUUUCGAGGCUGUCAAGACCUCGGAGAAGUAUCUAAACACCCUACUCCAUGGCGAUUUGUGGGCCAAUAAUAUAAUGUUUCAGUAUGGAAAAUAUGGUGAGAGUCCGCUGCAGUGUCGCCUCGUGGACUUCCAGCUGGCAAGGUAUGCACCACCUGUCCUGGAUGUCCUUACAGUCCUGACUAUACCCACAUCGAAGCAGUUCCGGGAUGCCCAUCUCCAGGAACUUCUGGCGGAGUAUUAUCGCUUUAUGACCGAGUUCCUGAAGCGUGCAGGUUUGGAUAUAGCUCGAUUUAUGCCGGAAAAGAGUUUUUACGAUUCCGUGGAGGAGUUCAGCAGCAUUGGUCUCAUCGAAAGCUGCCUUUUCUGCCAUUUGGUGACUCUGCCACCAGAAUCCACCAAGAAGCUGACCAGCUCCGCCGAUGGCUUCAGUGAUUUCUUCAGCAAUCGUCGGAUUGAGAUCUGUGUGGAGGCCUUCAACAAGGAUGAGUUAUACAGAAACCGUUUAACGGACAUGGUUCAAGAUUUUGUGGAUAAUUUUGUACUCAAGGGGGAAGAGUAAACUUAAAUUAAUUGCUAAGUAAACAUAUUAAUAUUAAUUGAAAGACGUGUACAUAUAUAUAACAAAAUAUAACAACAUUUAAGCUUAAUUAAAUUGCAUUUAAUGAAGAAUAG